This is a messenger RNA of Vespula pensylvanica (western yellowjacket), 4713 nucleotides long. RefSeq lists its product as uncharacterized. The transcript is spliced from 3 exons. Lineage: Eukaryota; Metazoa; Arthropoda; Insecta; Hymenoptera; Vespidae. The record is from RefSeq and is a predicted model, not a curated record. The coding region runs from base 158 to 472 and encodes 104 amino acids.
UAGAAUUAAUUGUUAUAACUGCUUUUUAUCUCUCUGUUCAAAAUUCUUGGGAUAGGUAUAAUCGAUUUUGAAGUGGUAAGGCAGUGGUCUUUUGUGCGUAUCUUUCGUUAAUUGUACGUUGCCUUUGAUAAAGAUAUUCUUAUUUUGAAAAGAAAACAUGGAAUCUGCUAUUGUACACCUUGAACAAAGCGUUCAAAAGGCUGAUGGAAAAUUAGAUAUGAUUGCUUGGCAAAUAGAUGCCUUUGAGAAAGAAUUCGAAGAUCCAGAUAGCGAGAUAUCUGUAGUUCGUCUAUUACGUUCUGUACAUCAAGUUACAAAAGAUUAUCAAAAUCUUCGUCAAGAGAUUUUAGAAGUUCAACAAUUACAAAAACAACUUUCUGAUUCACUCAAGGCUCAGCUAUCUCAAGUACAUGGUAAUUUUAAUUUACUUCGUAACAAAAUUGUGGGACAGAAGACAUCUCAGUUAAAGUAAGAAAAAAAAAUUGUAGAACAAUUAUUGUUUUCUUAUUAUUUCUUAUUAUUUAGAAAUAAUUGGUAAAUGAUUUUAUUUCAAUUAGAUUCUAUGUUCUAUAUUUUCUUAAGUAUAUCUCUUAAGUAUAUUUAUCUGAAAUAAGUUCUAUAUCUAAGAACUUAAAUUUACUUAUGUAACAUCAUUAAUUUGCUUAUUAAUUUUUAUUUCCUUCAAAGUUCAUAUUCUGUAUUCUGUAAAUUUGAAUAUGAAUAUGAUUAAUAUCUUUUAAAAUAAAUAUUAUUUGUUCAGAUUUUUCAGCUUUAUAAUAUAUAAAGUGUCACUGAUAAGUAGUCAUUCCUUCUAAAAAAUUAGUAAAAAUUUACAUAAUUAGAAGAAUAAAAGUGAUAUAAAAUACUUUUAUUUUAAUUACUUUAACAUAUCUUACAUCUCUCUUUUUUUCAACUUUUCUUUCAAUUAUAUUUGUUUUCUAAUAAUCUUAUAUUAUUGUAUCUAAUUUUUCUGUCUUCUAAUUUUACAUAUCACUUUUAUUCUGAACAUUUCAUACAUAAUAAUUAAAAUAUGAAGGAUAAGAAUAUGUAAAUUUAUUAAUAUGACAAGUCUCUUCUCUAAUAACUCUUCAAAGCACUAUUUAAAUUUCAAUAAUUGGUUUAUGAAUAAGAUGGGAUCAAGUGUUUUACUGACAAAUAAAUGAUGUAAUACGUGCCAUAAAUUUGUGGCAUUGGGGCCAAUCUAUAUGCUUGUGCAUUCAAGUUUAAAAGGUCUUUAAUAAAAUAUUAAUAGUAGUUCAUUUAUUUUGAUGUAUUAAUAUGUUCUAGAAACUAUCAAUAGUAUAUCAUGGUUGAUAUAUUGUUAUAUUAUUACAUUCAAUAAUGACAUAAAAAAAAAAUUGAUUUUCUAUAUAUAUCACCAAGAACACAUAUGUAUGUAUAUUUCUCUAUUUCAACAACUUUUAAAAAAUGCACUGAUUAAAUAUUCACUUUGAUAACACCAUUCAAUACUAUCUUUAUCUAAAGUUAACUAAAUUAUAACAUAUUAUUUUCAAUAAUAUUUUCAUUUUCUAAAAUAUGUGCAUUGAAUGUGUUUAAAACAGCAGGAUAAGUACAACUCAUAAGAAAAAAAAAAGAAGAGUUUUGUACUAAAUCAUGAAAGAAAUAUAUUGCCUUACCAACAUAGUUGCGCAUUUACCCAAGUACGUGUACUAUGUUAUAUAAUGUGAAAUCUGUAUUAUUAUAUAUACUAUAUUUAUUAUAUAAGGUAUAUACGCAUGUUAUUUAUUGAUAUAAUCAAUACAAUAAUAAUAUUUUUUAGUACUCAAUUAUUAGAUUAUAUAUUAUCCAAACGAAAAUGUUUUCAAUGGUAUAUAUUUAUUCCAUAAAAUUAGAGAUGUUAUUGAAUAAAACUGAUUAUUUUAUUUAAGAUUAUUAUUAUUGUUAAAAAAUAUUUUUUUGAAUCAGAAACUGGAUUUAAUGGUUUCCAUCAAAAAAUAUCAUUUCUAAUUAUAUAAACUAAGCGACAACAAUUGUCUUAAUAAAGCUAUUUUAAAGCUCCUAUAAGUCAAUAUUAAUAUCAAUAUUAAUUAAUUUGUAACAAAAAAUACUCAGAUUCUCUCAAAUCUUUAAAAUUGUUUUAUAUCACAAUUAAGAAUAAAAAUGCUUAUUGUUAGUCCAAGUAGAAUAAAUAUAAUAAAAUUAAUUUUUCUAUUAAUAUUAUCAAAUAGCAAACAUAUUGAAAUUAAUGAUCAUAGUAUAAUUUAACAGUUUUUCAUUUGGAUAUAUGUAUCAAAACUUAAUAUGUAUUAAUAUAAUUUAUAGAGAUAAUUUAAAGUUACAUGCAUUUCUAAUUCAGUUUUAAUUAUACUUUGGAAAUAUAUUUAUUAUGAUUUUUUGAUCAAUUAAUAAUCAUAAAUAUAGUAUUUAUUUAAUCAUUUGAUACACAAUAAAAAAAAAAUUAAAUGAAUAUAGAUAUGCAUGUGAUUUUAUUUAACAUAUAUAUAUAUAUAUAUAUAUACAUAUUUUAACUUUUGUUAAUAUAUUUAUAUAUAUGUAUACGUUAGAAAUAUUAUAAUAUAUAAAUUAAGAGAAAAAUGGUCUGGAACACAUUUAUAACGUGCCAAAACUUUGGUCAAUUAGUAAUGUAAUCUUUCUUUUACGAAGAAUAGGUGCAUAAAUAUUAUCUAUUCUUUUGCAUAGAUAGGCUAUAGAACAUAUCAUAUAUAAGACUUAAUCUAUGUAUUUAAAUAUUGUAAGUAUAUUAACAUAUUAGCAUCCUAAAACGAACGUAUCAAUUUUUACUUUAUUGAAGGACUGUGUCUUAUUAUCUACCUAUAAUAUAUUUAACAUAAACAUUAUAAUAUUAGCCAUAUAGUAUUCUUCUUUUUUCGACUAAUAAAAUGUUCCGCAUAUAAUCAAAUAUAUAAAUGUAAUAGUAUGCUUCCUAUGCAUCGUCCUUCAAUAAUUAUUUAUACUCGUACAGCUGUUAAUAUUAUUAUAUUUCACUGCAUGUUUCGUAUUUAACUAUAUAUCACACGUUAUUAUCUAUAUAGAGCGAUAUUUAUUUAAAAAGCUUAUGCGUACAAAUCUAUCCAUUUUAGAUAAUUAAAUAGUUUAUGAUAUAUUAAAUAAUGAAGUAAAAUAUUACAUAAUUUUACUUUUUUGCUUUCUUUCUACUGUUUCCAUAAAAUCGAUGAAUUCAAUCUAUUUCUAUCCACAUAUUUUUCUUAAUUUUCAUAAUUCGAUAAAAAUCAUAUUUGUAAUUAGAUGUACAAACAUUAAGUUUCUCAAUAUAUACGAUUAUCAUACGUAUGAUUAUUCACUAAUUUCUAUAUAUAUAUCUAUAUAUACACACACGAAUCCUCAACGUAAAUAAAAACUGUAUCUUUUUAGAUAUUAUAUAUAUUCAUAUUAUAAUAAAUUGUUAUCUCCGUAGUGAAUCGAUCCUGUGUAUUUAGUGCUUUAAAAUUAUCCUGAACAUAAACGAACGAAAUGAAAUAAACAAAUAUUGACAUCAUCUAUUAUUACAAAUUUGUAUAAAGUAAAUGUUUCUCUCUCUUUCUUUCUCUCGUAGAUAGAUACAGCAAAAGACCGGUUAGAAUGACCGUGAAUAAAAGUAUGACCUUUAAACGCGUUCGAGGUCGCAGACCUUCAUUUAGACUUUUACCAUAAAAGAAAUUUCAAUUUUCUAUUAACAUCUUUACAAUUGUUAAUUAUAUAAAAUAUACUUUGUCACUCUUAAUUGUAUAAAAUUCUUUAAAUUAAAUUAAUAGAAACAAAAAAAAAAAAUGAAAGAAAUACAAUUCAUGGUAUAAGUCAAUCAAAUUAAUUUUAAAGUUUAUAAACUCUAUGUGAAUACGAUUUACGCAACCCUUUUUAUUAUCGCAUAUAAAAAGCAAUCAUCAUCCGGUUGAUUCACUGGAGUACGUCUAAAAAUGGAUAAAUAACAAUAAUUAAAAUAAAACAGUAUACCUUAUCUCUUUUUUCUUUCUAUUUUUUUUUUGUCUCACUGAACGCAACGUCUCCAUUCGAUUGAAAGUAUAAAACUGAGACUUCGUACGAGAAUUAUAAGAAUAUAUUAUAAAUAUUCAUAUAGUACAUACAUAUAUAUGCUAACUGAGAUCAUAGAGUUUCAUGGUCAUUUGAAAACAGAAGAUAUGAAAGUUAAUUUAAAACGCAUGGAUGCAUUUAGAAUCGAUUGAAAUAAUCGCACGAAUGACUUCGGUCAGAUACUCAGUUAAAGUCUAUUAUUUAUUUAUUUAUUUAUUUAUUUAUUUAUUUAUUCUUUUUCCUUUCAUUCUUCCUUUCCUGCUUUAACAAUUUUCUCGUUGAUUUAUCACGAAACAAAGCAUGAGCUCAGAACAUAAACGGAGAAAGCACGGAAGUAGAGAGUUAAUAGAACGAGACCAUGAUCUAUCUAUCUUUCUCUAAGUUAUCAUUAUGAUUUAAAUCUAUUACCGAUGAAUCAAACUAACGUUCAUCCGUUAAAGAUGCUAAACGAAUGCCGAUCAGAAAGCGUAAGCGUUUUGGAACAUCAACACAAAGAAUUUCCUUUCGUUCCGACAAUUUUACACCUCACAGGCAUCACUAACCGGUACUUACUUUCCGCAUAAUUUCCUUCACCGUUAUGGGAAAGUAUAUAAUCGUUGAAAAUAUAUUCUAAGUGAAUAUGUCCCUCGAGUAUCUAUUUCUUGUCAAUGCCAUUGUAACGUUACUGAAUAUUUUUCAAUAUUAUUUUCUUUCUUAAGACAA